This is a messenger RNA of Schistosoma mattheei, 603 nucleotides long. The record is from the annotation of a GenBank genome assembly. NCBI's taxonomy places the organism in Eukaryota, Metazoa, Platyhelminthes, Trematoda, Strigeidida, Schistosomatidae.
AUGGAGAUUGAUAAUCAAAAGGCCGAGCAGGACAACGAGGUUUCAUCAGAACUAUCUAAUACCGGUGAAUUUUUUUCACGACAAGACAUUAGUGAUAGAAAAGAUGAGGACGAAGAAGAAGAGGAGGAGGAAGAGGAAGAUAAAAUUGUGGAGAAGUCACACAACAGCCGUUUCCAUAAAAGAAAUAAACGAUUCCCAAAACAAAUCGAAGGGGUUGACAAUGCGUUCGUCGCAAUAGAACCAAAAUCUGGCAAGGAAGUCAUAUGGAACGAAUGUAUUCUACCUGAGAAGAAAACUGACAAAGAAAAUAGAUACCUUUCUUUGAUCAAAAAGCUGAAGAAAAACUCCCAUCCCUUUCUCGUGCGUUUUCUAGACGCCUGGGUAUCAAAGACAGAAGAAGGACCGCGCAAGCUGGUCUUCAUCACUGAGCGUCUCGAUGAGUGUACAUUAAAACAGUUUUUGUGCAAUUCUGCGAAAAAUAACCGCUUAUGGAACAGACACGUUGGUCAGCUCCUCUCUGUUCUGAUGUUUCUCCACCGCCUUGGUGUUGCUCAUGGUAAUCUGACUAAGGAGUCAAUAUACUAUCAAACUCGGGAAACCUGA